GGCGCCUUGAAGAUCAGAGCGGCAUCCCUGCGGUGGCUCAAGAGGUUGAGACGCUGAACUGCAGGCUGUGAAAGAUGCACAGGUGUGCCGGCCUCCUGUUCGUUUCUUUCCUCUUCUGCACUGCCCUCUCCGAGACCUUCGGACUGGUUUUGUCCGCUAAAGAGAAAAGGGGAUGGACUAUGAAUAGUGCUGGUUAUCUGCUUGGCCCACGUCGUAUUGAACAGCUGCUCAAGGAUAUGCCCAGUGCAAGGGGGAGAGAAGCGCUACCUGGGGAAUAUGCAAUAGACAGAAUUUUUAAUGACAAGCAUGGUCUAGCUGGUAAACGUGACAUACAGCCUGGAGAAAAUAUAAAAGCGGGUACUUUUGGAAGACCACAGAUGGAUGACAAUGUUGUGCGUACAGUGAUUGAAUUUUUGACCUACUUACAUCUUAAAGAAACUGGUGCUCUUGACAAUAUAUCUACAACAGUUUCUUCAGAAGAAACAAAUCAGUCUUGA
Gekko japonicus is the source of this 497-nucleotide messenger RNA. RefSeq names its product galanin/GMAP prepropeptide (gene GAL). The record is from RefSeq and is a predicted model, not a curated record. Gene Ontology annotation, molecular function: hormone activity. The transcript has 7 exons. Bases 75 to 497 code for a protein of 140 amino acids. NCBI's taxonomy places the organism in Eukaryota, Metazoa, Chordata, Lepidosauria, Squamata, Gekkonidae. Gene Ontology annotation, cellular component: extracellular region.